Molecule: messenger RNA, 1157 nt
Organism: Nothoprocta perdicaria
Lineage: Eukaryota; Metazoa; Chordata; Aves; Tinamiformes; Tinamidae
Gene: TSPAN18
Product: tetraspanin 18
Exons: 11
Coding region: 364-1107 (247 amino acids)
Cellular component (GO): membrane
Source: RefSeq, a predicted model, not a curated record
CGGGGCGCGCACGGAGCCGCCGCCGCGGAGCCUCGUCGCUGCAGCGGGAGAGAUUAAUAGUAAGGAAAGGCGGAUAGAGUGGGAACGCAGCGGAGUCCGGCACCCAGCAGUGAAGGUUGACCAGACUGGAUCACUGUGACAGCAGCCACAACCAAGGACCCGACUGAAGCCUGUUUUGUACAUCCUGACUUCUGGAGGAGAACAAGUAUUCCCCUGAAGGCCUGGUCCCUCCAAGUGACAUACAGGACAAGCUUGACUACGAGGAGAUUCAUGGGACACACGGGCCAUUAAAGAUCAGAAAAGAUACUGGACUUCAAGUCCUGGACUUGUAAAGGAAUAAUUGGAUCAAGCAGCCUGGAGACCAUGGAGGGAGACUGCCUGAGCUGCAUGAAGUACCUGAUGUUUCUUUUCAAUUUCUUUAUAUUUCUGGGAGGAGCCUGCCUGCUGGGAGUCGGGAUCUGGGUCAUUGUGGAUCCUACAGGGUUCCGAGAGAUUGUGGCCGCCAACCCGCUCCUCUUCACGGGAGCCUACAUCAUGCUGGCCAUGGGAGCGAUGCUCUUUCUGCUGGGCUUCCUCGGCUGCUGCGGGGCCAUCCGCGAGAACAAAUGCCUCCUGCUUUUCUUCUUCAUGUUUAUUUUGUUAAUCUUCCUGGCAGAGCUUUCAGCUGCAAUCCUGGCUUUUAUCUUCAGAGAAAAUCUGACCAGGGAGUUCUUCACCAAGGAGCUGAAGAAACAUUAUCUGAGGAACAAUGACACGGAUGUCUUCUCUUCCACCUGGAACUCUGUUAUGAUCACAUUCGCCUGCUGUGGAGUGAAUGGACCAGAAGAUUUUGAAACUCUCUCUCACGUCCCACACUUACCUUUGGAAGAGGCGCCACCAGAGGCUUGUUGCCAGCGGCAGCUCCAGACACAGGAGGGGAUGUUUGUCGACAGGGACGCCUGCCUCGGAGGCGUGGAGAGGUUUCAGAAUCGGCAGGGCUGUUACACUGUGAUCCUGAACUCCUUUGAGACCUACGUGUACCUUGCAGGAGCCCUUGCCAUCGGCGUUUUGGCCAUUGAGCUUUUCGCCAUGGUCUUCGCCAUGUGUCUCUUCCGAGGGAUCCAGUAGGCAGAAGCCUAUGAAUCACCACGCUGCCCCACGUGCUCAGAAGAAAGAAG